AUGGAUAUAUCGAGCGUUAAUUUUGAAAGUGGAUGGAAAAUCAUAAAGGAAGAAGCAAUUGAUAAGAUUGAGAAAUAUUUGGACGAAAAUGCAGUUGAAAUAAACAACAAUUUAUUUAAUGCCGCUGAAUACACUCGAUUAUAUACAGUAGUUUAUAACAUGUGUGCAAAGAAAACUCCUUUUUGUUAUUCUAAAGAAGUAUAUAGAAAAUAUGGAGAAAGUUUAUCUAUGUAUGCUGUUAAUAAAAUAAAACCACAGUUAAAAGAGGAAGAUAAUUUAAAAAAAACAAAGGCAUUAAUUGAUGCUUGGUAUAAAUAUUCCUUUUAUACAAAUUGGAUGAAUAAAUUUUUACAUUACCUUGAUCGCUAUUAUGUUGAAUAUAAUAGCUCUUUGUGUCUAAAAGCAUACACAAAAAAUAUAUUUAAAUUAACAUUAUUUGACGAAACACGAGAAUGUAUUAAAAGUAUUAUAUACAAUAUAUAUGAUAGCAUGCGAAAUAGUGAUGAUAAAGAUAAUGAAAAAUUAUUUCGAGAUAUCGUUUUUUUAUAUAACGAAUUAGAUAAAGAAAGUGCUGAAAAAAUGUAUGAAUCUGAUAUAGAAAAGAAAAUUCUAGAAAAUGUAGAAAUAUAUUAUAAUAAAGAAGGAAAUAAUUGGAUCCAAAAAAUGUCUUUUCAUGAUUAUAUUAUAUUAAUUGAAAAUUCGAUUGAAAAAGAAUAUGAAAAAAAUAAAUCUUUAGAAAUAAACGAUGAGACUUGUGAAAAAGUAACAAAUAUUAUUGUAAGAAUAUUAAUAUAUGAGAAAUUAAAUUUAUUAUUAGAUAAUAAGGAGAAUAUUUAUAAUCUAUUAAAAAAUAAUGAUUUAAAUUCUUUAAGAAGAACUUACAUAUUGUUCUCUUAUUUUUCUGAAGCUAUAGACGGUUUAAAAAAAAUUAUAGGUGAAUAUAUAAAAACAGAAGGAAAUAAAUUAAAGGAAAAAUACAUUUCAUUAUCUAUAUCUAUUAAUAACAAUAUGGAUACACCUACUUAUGAGUCUAAUAAAAAUAGCAAUAUAGCAGAACAAAAAAAUGAAUACAUAUUAUGCGAAUAUAUACACGAUCUCAUAAAAUUACAUGAUUAUUAUCAUAGCAUGUUUAAUUUUUCAUUUGUUAAUAUAUCAAACAACGAGAUUGACACACAUUUCAAGGAAUGUUUAAAGGAUUAUUUUGAAAGUUUUGUAGAACAUGAAGAUGAAUACUUCAGCACUGUCAAAUUGUUAGUUUUAUAUGCGGACAAUAUUCUGACGAUAAAAAAUGACAAAACAGAUUUACAGAUGCCUUAUGUCAAAAAUAAUGAAGAGGGGGAGCAUAUUAAACAUGAAAUGAAAACUGUAAUUAAUACUGAUGAAUUGAAAAAUGAUUAUAGAAAAGUUGGCAAUAAAGAAGGUUAUAUUGGAAACCUGAAUGAUGUAAGAAAAACACGAAAAGAAAACGACGAUGCUGAUUCCACAUGCGAUACAAAUAUAAUUGAAACCGAUUAUUUAAUAAAAAAAAUGUCUGAUAUUGUUGCCAUAUUCAAUUAUAUAAGUAAUAAAGAAAGUUUUUUCGAAUAUUAUCGAAUUUAUUUAGCAAACAGAUUAAUUAAUAAUAUGUAUAUAUCGAUAAAUGUGGAGAAAAAAUUUAUUGAGAGCUUAUAUUUUUUAUGUGGAUCACAAUACACUUCAAAAUUAGGAGGUAUGAUACAGAACAUUAUUAAUAAUAAAAUUCUUAACGAAAAGUUUUACAAUUAUAUCAGUAGAAAUAAUAGUAAUGGUGGAAUAUCUUUGCCUAAUUUGACAAAUUUCGAUGAGAAUUAUGAAAACAACUUUUUUUCUGUAAAAAUAUUAAAUAAAGGAUAUUGGCCUGCUUUAGAAAAGACCUCAAUGAAAUUAAGUGAAAAUUUUAAUAAAUAUAUUUUAUCAUAUACAGAAUACUAUAAAACAGAAAAUAAAAAUAAAAAAUUAGAAUGGAUAUAUGAAUUGAGUGAAGUUGUAUUCAAAUAUUUUAUUAAUAAUCGUUCAUAUUAUUUAUAUUGUAAUCUCAUAAGUGCAGAAAUAUUUUUAUUAUUUAAUAAAUAUAAAUAUAUAAAUUAUGAUAUUAUAAAAGAAGAAUUACAAAUCGAUUUAAAAACAUUUAAAGACAAUAUGCAUUCAUCUUUAUAUUAUCAUAAAAUUAUUUAUUCUGAUGAUGAUAAUAUAAAUUGGGAUACUUCCAAUUUUUAUGUUAAUGAAAACUUUUCUUAUACUAAUCAAAAUGUUUAUAUAAAAAAAACUACGACUUUAUUAUCAAAAGAACACGAAAAAACAAAAGAUGAUAAAACAAUGGCCAUCGAAGCAGCUAUUGUUCGUAUUAUGAAGACUCACAAAAGAUUGUUCUAUGAUCAAAUCUUUGAUAAUGUGAAAAAAGUCUUAUCCACUUUUGCUCCAUCUAACCAGGCAAUCGAGAAAAAAAUUGAUCUGUUAGUUGAACGAGAAUAUAUUCAGAAAGAAGAAAAUAGCCAAGUAUAUGUUUAUAUACCAUAA
Molecule: messenger RNA, 2535 nt
Organism: Plasmodium yoelii
Lineage: Eukaryota; Apicomplexa; Aconoidasida; Haemosporida; Plasmodiidae
Product: cullin-1, putative
Exons: 2
Coding region: 1-2535 (844 amino acids)
Biological process (GO): ubiquitin-dependent protein catabolic process; protein ubiquitination
Cellular component (GO): cullin-RING ubiquitin ligase complex
Molecular function (GO): ubiquitin protein ligase binding
Source: RefSeq, a predicted model, not a curated record